Molecule: messenger RNA, 1799 nt
Organism: Nematostella vectensis (starlet sea anemone)
Lineage: Eukaryota; Metazoa; Cnidaria; Anthozoa; Actiniaria; Edwardsiidae
Product: transcription factor Atoh1
Exons: 2
Coding region: 261-659 (132 amino acids)
Biological process (GO): regulation of transcription by RNA polymerase II; developmental process
Molecular function (GO): protein dimerization activity; RNA polymerase II transcription regulatory region sequence-specific DNA binding; DNA-binding transcription factor activity, RNA polymerase II-specific
Source: RefSeq, a predicted model, not a curated record
UUACGCUUAGUUGGAGCUAAGUCCUCAAAUACAAAGAUACAUUAUAUAAUGGAGAUAAUGGAGAUGGCCGUUGGUAAAAUGGCGGUUUAUGUGACUGAGUCGAGUACGGGUGAGAUUCUGGAAGGAAUCUCUUGACUGCUUGCCCUUGAUAAGAGCAUGCGACUGCCUGACUGCACUUUAACCCUGUCACUAGAGUCGAUACGAACCUCAAAUCUCAUCUGCCUUUUCUCAAGAUAGUCCGCUAUAUCGACCGCGUGAAGAUGGAUCUCCUGGAUCUCUCCAGCACCUCGUCCGAGGACUCCAUGGACGCCAAACCAAAAAAGAAAACUAAGCGUAGGGGUCCUCGCCUUACUGGUGUCAGCAAACAGAGACGUCUAGCAAACGCGCGCGAACGGAGCCGAGUGCACACUCUCAACGCGAAUAUCGACCGCCUUAAGGAUAUUCUACCGCUAUUCCCAGACGAGAAACCGUCCAAGACGGAGACCAUAAGGAUAGCGGCCGUGUACAUCGCACACUUGACCGAGCUCCUGGAGAACACCGAGAAACCCGCGGUGGAGUUUGAGCCUCCUCCCUUUGAAGACUUUACUUUUCCAACAUUUAAUUUUGACCCUUUUGGCGAUCCCGGAGAAUUAAUCGACCUGUUUUGGGGAGAAACCUGAAGAGGUGUGCGUGAAGACAAGUUAUACGCGCCACAAGGAUAUGGAACUUCUCGGCUGGCCCGACACCAGAUCCAACUUAACAAUGGGCGCUUCAUAACGAAUGGAAAUCAAGAAAAUAUAAUCAAAGUCAUUAUACAUAGUUAUAUAUAUAUUAGAGUUAUUUAAAAAAAAAGAAGAAAAAAGAAUUAGACAAAGAUUGCGUAGGUAAUAAGUCAUUUCUUUCUUUACCAGAAAGCUUUCACUUUAUUUGUCGUAUUAGAAUGUCCGAAUGGUGACGUAACUUAGUUCGCAAAUAAUAUUACUCUAGGUUUGUUAAAAACUCCUUUAAACUUUUGUAAAGAAAUUUGAUUUUUGUUGUAAAUUUGGUACACAUUAACGGUUUGUGAUGUAUCAGUAGCUAAUAGACCAGGAAUAAAGGUCAGAUUUGUAAUGAGAGAACUCUAAAUAAGGUUUUAGAGGUCCACGAUGUUAAAAGAUGUUUUUCCUUUUCAAUGAAAACUUUCGUAUGGUUGAUAUAACACCAAGUUUAUACGUUGUAAUUUAGUUAUAGUAAUCGUUGUAGAAUAUAGAUACCUGACGGGCAUCGAGUAGUAGGACAAAAUUGUUAUAUGAAAAACUUGCCGGAUCUUAUACUAACCAAGGGUCUUCUUUGUAAAAAAAAAAUCCUAUAUAAAGCACUUACCUUAAAUGAUGUAUGCUUGUAUUUUAAAGCUCCAAAAUGACCCUAACUUGCUUAAUCUAAUACAAAUUCUAAUCAUGCUAACAAAAUUGGUAUGCUUUAACUAUACGUCGGCUUUUAUUUGAAAAAAGAAAAAAAAACUUUGCGGGAAUAUGUAUUUGUCGGCCCAAGGGUUGAAUGAAAGAGGAAUCCCUGGUAGCCCUGUCAAUAUAUUUGUAACUGGGUGGCAUGUAUCUAUAAGAACGGAUAACCAACGUCCGCUCCAUAUGAUAGCAGGGCCUAGUAAUCAGGUCACCGGUCCGCAACGACUACCGCAUGAUAUAUUCAUUGUGUCUGCGCCUGCACAGGAGAUCCAUAAGCUGGCCCACGUCUCCAGACCAGGGAAACAUAUAAACUUUCGAUAACUACAGAAUGUAACAAUAAAACGAAUAUUAUUUUUUAAAUAAAAUGCGUAGCUUACA